CAACCACUUCCAUUCCAUCUAUUUAUCUUCAUAUACUCUCUCUUUCCAAUUCCACCCACAAACACAUUCACAUAAAUGGAUCAAGGGUUCAAGCAUUUCAGCCACUUGCACAACCUGAUCAUGCACCACAUGCCAGAAGGCGUCGAAGUCUCAUGCUCCGGUUGCCACUCUUCCGCCACCGCAACCGUAUACGUUUGCUGGCAAUGCAACUUCUUCCUGCACGAACAAUGCUACCGAGCCACUCGGUCCCUGAAACACCCAUCUCACCCUCCUCAUCCCCUCACUUUGGUUCCUUACCCGACUUACCACUCUAAUUCCUUUUACUGCAAUUCUUGUAAUAUCGUCGGAACUGGCUUCUCCUAUUCCUGUGCUGAUUGUGAAUUCGACCUUCAUGUCCAAUGCGCUUAUUCCAUUUCCCGAGCUACAAGUUUAAAGAAUGCACACCCGUUUCAAGAACUUGUUCCACAAGGUUGGAAUGGAGUACAAAAUUCUAACAUUGAUCACCAUGUCCCGUUUGCUUCUGUUCCUGAAAGUCCUCCAAUUCCGUUCGCUAGUGCCCAGAAUCAUUACAUGCCUCUAAAUACCGUUUCUGGUCAUGAUCUAGCAUGUGGUUUCGUUCCACCGCAUAAUCAGAAUUUAACUACUACUUCCCAGGAUCCAUUCAUGGCUCAUAAUCUAGCUUCUGUUUCGAUUCCCACGAAUUUUCAGAACCCGCUUGAUAAUGCUCAAUAUUCUUCCGUGGAUCAAACAGGACCUUCUGUUUCUAUUCCCACUAAUUAUCCGCCAACUACGAUUUCUAGCGGUCAUGAUCCUGUAAUGCCACAAGACCGGCCUUCUGUUUCCAUUCCAGCGAGUUCUCAUGAUCGGAUUUCUAGUGCCCAGUAUCCUUCCAUGGCUCAAACCGGACCUUCUGUUUCGGUUCCCACUAACUAUCCGCCAAAUGCGAUUCCUAGCAGUCAAGAUCCUUCAAUGCCUCAAGACGACCCUUCUAUUUCCAUUCCAAUGGGUUCUCAGAAUCGGAUUUCUGGUGUCCAGUAUCCUUCCGUCGCUCAAACUGGACCUUCUAUUUCUAUUCCCACUGACUAUCCACAGAAUCCAAUUCCUUCCGCCCAAGAUCCUUCAGUGUCUCAAAACCGACCUGUUUCCAUCCCAACAAGUUCUUACAAUUCCAGUGCACAAUAUGCUUCUGUGGCAGAAACUGGACCUUCUGUUUCUGUUCCCACUGGCUAUCCACAGAAUCCAAUUCCAUCAGCCCAAGAUCCUUCAAUGUCUCAAAACAGACCUGUUUCCAUUCCAACAAGUUCCCACAAUUCUAGUGCUCAAUAUCCUUCUGUGCCACAAAAUGGACCUUCUGUUUCUAUUCCCACUAAUCCAUCAGAGUCGAUCUCUAGCUCUCAUGAUCAUUCAACGCCUCAAAAUGGACCGAAAGAUAAAGAAGUAAUGCAUUUCAGCCACCUCCACAAAUUGUCUAGAGUCAACUUACAAGAAGAUGAAGAAAAUGAGGUUAUUUGUUCAGGAUGUGAAGACACACUAGUUGGCAACGGCUAUAAAUGUGUUGAACCAGAUUGCGACUUUCAUCUUCACGAAUCAUGCUUUCAUCUAAAAAGAGAGAUCAUUCACAAGUCACAUCCGGAACACCCUCUAACCAUCCUCCCGUUAGCGCCUUACGACAAUAAAGAUGGUGAAUUUACUUGCAAUGCAUGUUGUAGUGAUGGUACAGGUUUUACCUAUCACUGUUCGGUCGGCUGGUAUGUCCGAUUGGACAGUCCUGUUCGAUCGGCCGGUAGGCUCGAUCGGCUGGGCCAUUCGAGUGGAUUAUAA
Messenger RNA from Helianthus annuus (common sunflower), 1821 nucleotides. RefSeq lists its product as uncharacterized. NCBI's taxonomy places the organism in Eukaryota, Viridiplantae, Streptophyta, Magnoliopsida, Asterales, Asteraceae. The transcript is spliced from 2 exons. The coding region runs from base 76 to 1821 and encodes 581 amino acids. The record is from RefSeq and is a predicted model, not a curated record.